Messenger RNA from Anolis sagrei ordinatus, 7439 nucleotides. It is a transcript of the gene MYH9, whose product is annotated as myosin heavy chain 9. Gene Ontology annotation, cellular component: myosin II complex; cytoplasm; myosin filament. Gene Ontology annotation, molecular function: ATP binding; microfilament motor activity; actin filament binding. NCBI's taxonomy places the organism in Eukaryota, Metazoa, Chordata, Lepidosauria, Squamata, Anolidae. The record is from RefSeq and is a predicted model, not a curated record.
GCGUCACGAUCCUGAGCCGCGGCCGCUCCCUCCCGGCUUGAAACCUCGCUGUUUGCCGGUGAGUUACAGGCGUUAGAGCUGGGACGGCGCGGCGGGUGGGGCGCUGGUGCUCUCCCUGAAGGUGUCGGUUACCGAGUCUAGUCUUCGCGUCCUUCGCCGCGGCGGCGGCUUCCCCCUCUCGGGCUUUGGCCAGACUCAGGUCCCUUCUUAUAAACCAUCAUGGCUCAGAGAGAUGCUGACAAAUACCUCUAUGUGGAUAGAAAUCUCAUCAACAACCCACUUGCUCAGGCCGAUUGGGCGGCCAAGAAACUGGUGUGGGUCCCAUCAGAAAAGAAUGGUUUUGAACCAGCUAGCUUAAAGGAGGAAGUUGGAGAUGAAGCUAUUGUGGAGCUUGCAGAGAAUGGGAAGAAAGUACGAGUAAACAAAGAUGAUAUCCAAAAGAUGAACCCGCCUAAGUUCUCUAAAGUGGAAGACAUGGCUGAAUUGACCUGCCUGAAUGAGGCCUCUGUUUUACACAACUUAAAGGAAAGAUACUACUCGGGGCUUAUCUAUACCUACUCAGGCCUAUUCUGUGUGGUCAUAAAUCCCUACAAGAACUUGCCCAUCUACUCAGAAGAGAUUGUGGAAAUGUAUAAGGGCAAAAAAAGACACGAGAUGCCCCCUCACAUCUAUGCCAUUACAGACACAGCCUAUAGGAGUAUGAUGCAAGAUCGAGAAGAUCAGUCCAUUCUCUGCACGGGUGAAUCAGGAGCUGGAAAGACAGAAAACACCAAGAAGGUCAUUCAGUAUCUGGCUCAUGUUGCUUCAUCACACAAGAGCAAGAAAGAUCAGGGGGAACUUGAGAGGCAGCUGCUUCAGGCCAACCCUAUAUUGGAGGCCUUUGGGAAUGCCAAAACGGUUAAGAAUGACAAUUCUUCAAGAUUUGGAAAAUUUAUCAGAAUCAAUUUUGACGUGAAUGGCUACAUUGUUGGAGCCAAUAUUGAGACCUAUCUGUUGGAGAAAUCACGAGCAAUACGUCAAGCCAAAGAAGAACGGACAUUCCACAUCUUCUACUACCUGCUGACUGGUGCAGGGGAGCAUUUGAAGAAUGACUUGCUGUUGGAGCCCUACAACAAGUAUCGCUUCCUUUCCAAUGGACAUGUUACAAUCCCUGGUCAGCAAGACAAGGACAUGUUUCAGGAGACUAUGGAGGCAAUGCGGAUCAUGAGCAUCCCAGAUGAUGAACAGAUGGGUCUGUUAAAAGUAAUCUCUGGUGUUCUUCAGCUUGGAAAUAUUAUGUUCAAGAAGGAACGCAACACAGACCAGGCUUCCAUGCCUGACAAUACAGCUGCUCAGAAAGUUUCUCACCUUCUGGGUAUCAAUGUGACAGACUUCACCAGAGGAAUUCUCACCCCUCGCAUCAAAGUGGGCCGAGACUAUGUCCAGAAAGCUCAGACUAAAGAGCAAGCUGACUUUGCCAUUGAGGCUCUGGCUAAAGCCACUUACGAACGCAUGUUCAGGUGGCUAGUGAUGCGCAUCAACAAAGCACUGGAUAAGACAAAGAGACAAGGAGCAUCUUUCAUCGGGAUCCUUGAUAUUGCUGGCUUCGAAAUCUUUGAACUGAACUCAUUUGAACAGUUGUGCAUUAACUACACAAAUGAGAAGCUGCAACAGCUCUUCAACCACACCAUGUUCAUCUUGGAGCAAGAAGAAUACCAGCGUGAGGGCAUAGAGUGGAAUUUCAUUGACUUUGGUCUGGAUCUGCAACCCUGCAUUGAUCUCAUAGAAAAACCAGCUGGUCCCCCAGGCAUAUUGGCCCUCCUAGAUGAAGAGUGCUGGUUCCCAAAAGCUACGGAUAAAAGCUUUGUGGAAAAAGUGGUGCAAGAGCAAGGCACUCACCCUAAAUUCCAGAAGCCAAAGCAGCUGAAAGAUAAAGCUGACUUCAGCAUUAUACACUAUGCUGGAAGGGUUGAUUAUAAAGCUGAUGAAUGGUUGAUGAAGAACAUGGACCCUCUGAAUGAUAACAUUGCUACUCUGCUACACCAGUCCUCUGAUAAAUUUGUGUCCGAACUGUGGAAAGACGUUGACCGCAUCGUUGGGUUGGAUCAAGUUGCUGGCAUGUCAGAUUCAGCAUUGCCUGGGGCCUUCAAGACCAGGAAGGGCAUGUUCCGCACAGUAGGACAACUGUACAAAGAGCAACUGGCCAAGUUGAUGGCUACCCUGAGGAAUACCAACCCCAACUUUGUCCGUUGCAUCAUUCCCAACCACGAGAAGAAGGCUGGAAAACUGGACCCACACCUCGUCCUAGAUCAGCUUCGCUGUAACGGUGUGCUGGAGGGAAUCCGUAUCUGCAGGCAAGGUUUUCCCAACAGAGUUGUCUUCCAGGAGUUCAGACAAAGAUAUGAGAUCCUGACUCCAAAUGCCAUUCCAAAAGGGUUCAUGGAUGGAAAGCAAGCCUGUGUGCUGAUGAUCAAAGCCUUAGAGCUGGACCCAAAUCUUUACAGGAUUGGACAAAGCAAAGUGUUUUUCCGAGCAGGUGUCCUUGCCCACCUUGAAGAAGAAAGGGAUUUGAAAAUCACAGAUGUUAUUAUUGGGUUCCAGGCGUGUUGUAGAGGCUACUUGGCUAGAAAGGCUUUUGCCAAACGCCAACAGCAACUAACGGCAAUGAAAGUGCUCCAGAGGAAUUGUGCAGCCUACUUGAAGCUUCGCAACUGGCAAUGGUGGAGACUAUUUACAAAGGUGAAGCCUUUGCUACAAGUGAGCCGGCAAGAGGAGGAGAUGCUGGCCAAGGAAGAAGAACUGGUGAAAGUGAAGGAAAGACAGUUGUUUGCAGAAAACAGAGUGUCAGAAAUGGAAUCUCUUCAGACACAGCUCCUGGCAGAGAAGAUGCAGUUGCAGGAACAGUUGCAAGCAGAGAUAGAGCUGUGUGCUGAGGCAGAGGAGAUCAGAGCCCGCUUGACAGCGAAAAAACAAGAGCUAGAAGAGAUAUGCCAUGACUUGGAGGCCAGGGUGGAGGAAGAGGAAGAACGGUGCCAGCAUCUGCAAGCUGAGAAAAAGAAAAUGCAUCAGAACAUUCAGGAGCUUGAAGAACAGCUGGAGGAAGAGGAAAGUGCCAGGCAAAAGCUACAACUGGAGAAAGUGACCACUGAAGCAAAGCUGAAGAAGCUGGAGGAAGACCUGAUUGUUUUGGAAGAUCAAAACUGCAAACUGGCUAAGGAGAAGAAACUGCUGGAAGACAGGGUUUCUGAAUUCACCACUAACUUAACUGAGGAAGAAGAGAAAUCCAAGAGUUUAGCUAAACUCAAGAACAAGCAUGAGGCAAUGAUAACUGAGCUGGAAGAGCGAUUGCGCCGGGAAGAAAAGCAACGGCAGGAGUUGGAAAAAACUCGCAGGAAGCUAGAAGGGGACUCCACCGAUCUGCAUGAUCAGAUAGCUGAACUGCAGGCUCAAAUAGCAGAGCUCAAAAUGCAGCUGGCGAAAAAGGAGGAGGAGUUGCAAGCCGCUUUGGCUAGGGUGGAAGAGGAAGCUGCUCAGAAGAACAUGGCUUUGAAGAAGAUUCGUGAGCUGGAGUCUCAGUUAACAGAGUUGCAAGAAGACCUAGAGUCGGAGAGAGCUGCCAGGAACAAAGCUGAGAAACAGAAGCGAGAUCUUGGUGAAGAGUUGGAGGCUCUUAAGACAGAGCUAGAGGACACACUUGACUCAACUGCAGCACAGCAGGAACUCAGGUCAAAACGUGAGCAAGAAGUGACUGUUUUGAAGAAGACCCUGGAUGAAGAGGCCAAGACCCACGAGGCGCAGAUACAAGAAAUGAGGCAGAAACAUGCCCAGGCUGUGGAAGAGCUUGCAGAGCAAUUGGAACAGACCAAACGGGUGAAAGUGAACCUUGAAAAGGCCAAGCAGGCCCUGGAGAGUGAACGCGUCGAACUAUCCAACGAGGUGAAGGUUCUUCUGCAGACCAAAGGAGACUCUGAACACAAGAGAAAGAGAUGUGAAACUCAGCUUCAAGAGCUGCAAGUGAAAUUCACAGAAGGGGAACGAGUACGAACUGAGCUAGCCGAGAAGGUUAACAAACUGCAGGUUGAAUUGGACAAUGUCACUGGUCUCCUGAAUCAGUCAGAUAGCAAGUCAAUUAAACUAGCCAAAGAUUUCUCUACGCUGGAGUCACAACUGCAGGACACACAGGAAUUGCUUCAGGAGGAAACCCGUCAGAAACUGAGCCUUAGCACCAAGCUGAAACAGGUGGAAGAUGAGAAGAACAGCCUCAGAGAGCAGCUAGAAGAAGAGGAAGAGACAAAAAGGAAUUUGGGGAAACAGAUUUCUGCUCUUCAACUUCAGAUUGCAGAAAUGAAGAAGAAAAUGGAUGAUAGCGUGGGCUCUCUGGAAUCAGUGGAAGAAGCAAAGAAGAAGCUUCAGAAAGAUCUGGAGGCCAUGAGCCAACGUUAUGAGGAAAAAGCAGCUGCCUAUGACAAGCUGGAAAAAACAAAGACCAGGUUGCAGCAAGAGCUGGACGACCUUGCUGUGGAUUUGGAUCAUCAGCGGCAGAUUGUCUCCAAUCUGGAGAAAAAACAGAAGAAGUUUGAUCAGCUGUUGGCAGAGGAGAAAACAAUCUCUGCAAAAUACGCUGAAGAGCGGGACCGCGCUGAAGCAGAAGCACGUGAGAAGGAAACAAAAGCCCUCUCCUUGGCCAGAGCACUUGAAGAAGCCACAGAACAGAAGGCUGAGCUGGAGCGCCUCAAUAAGCAGUUCAGGACUGAAAUGGAAGAUCUGAUGAGCUCAAAGGAUGAUGUUGGCAAGAGUGUCCAUGAGUUGGAGAAGUCCAAGCGUGCUCUGGAGCAGCAGAUGGAGGAGAUGAAGACUCAGCUGGAAGAGCUGGAGGAUGAACUCCAGGCCACAGAAGAUGCCAAGCUGCGCCUGGAAGUGAACCAGCAAGCCAUGAAGGCUCAGUUUGAAAGGGACCUAUUAGCCCGCGAUGAACAGAAUGAAGAAAAGAGAAAGCAGCUGAUGAGACAGGUGCGAGAAAUGGAAGUGGAGCUAGAAGAUGAGAGAAAACAGCGCUCCAUUGCUGUGGCAGCCAGAAAGAAGCUGGAAAUGGACCUAAAAGAUCUUGAAGCCCACAUAGACACUGCUAACAAGAAUCGAGAGGAAGCCAUCAAACAGCUUCGGAAGUUGCAGGCCCAAAUGAAGGACUGCAUGCGGGAGCUGGAUGACACCCGUGCCUCCAGAGAAGAAAUUUUGGUUCAGGCCAAAGAGAAUGAAAAGAAACUGAAGAGCAUGGAAGCAGAGAUGAUUCAGAUGCAGGAGGAACUCGCAGCAGCGGAACGUGCCAAGCGCCAGGCUCAGCAAGAGAGAGAUGAGUUAGCGGAUGAAAUUGCCAACAGUAGUGGCAAAGGAGCUCUGGCCAUGGAGGAAAAACGGCGCUUGGAGGCCCGGAUAGCUCAGCUGGAAGAGGAACUGGAGGAGGAGCAGAGCAAUACAGAGUUGGUGAAUGACCGCCUCAAGAAAGCAAAUCUUCAGAUUGAUCAGAUAAAUACAGAUCUGAAUGCAGAGCGUAGCAAUGCCCAGAAGAACGAAAAUGCUCGCCAGCAGGCUGAGCGUCAGAACAAGGAACUUAAAGCCAAACUUCAAGAAAUGGAAGCCGCUGUGAAAUCUAAAUACAAGUCUUCCAUCACUGCUCUGGAAGCAAAGAUUGCACAACUGGAGGAGCAGCUGGAUAGUGAAACAAAGGAGCGCCAGGCUGCCAGCAAACAGGUGCGACGUGCUGAGAAGAAACUGAAGGAUGUUGUCUUGCAAGUGGAGGAUGAGAGGCGUAAUGCUGAGCAAUACAAGGAUCAGGCCGACAAGGUGAAUGUGCGCUUGAAGCAGCUUAAACGCCAGCUGGAGGAGGCCGAGGAAGAGGCACAGCGAGCCAAUGCAGCUCGCCGAAAGCUGCAGCGAGAGCUGGAGGAUGUCAGUGAAACUGCUGAUGCCAUGAACCGAGAGGUCAGCUCCCUGAAGAGCAAACUCAGGCGAGGAGACAUGCCAUUUGUGGUCACUCGCCGGAUCCCCCGGAAGGGUGCAGGUGAAGUGUCUGAUGAAGAAGUGGACGGCAAGUCGGAUGCUGGUGAUGCCAAAGCUACUGAAUAGAGCUGCUUCUUGCACCCAGGUGACACGUGAUGGAGUGACCCACCCUCCCUUUGUUCAGUGGACUUUUGCAAACGCUUCUGCCAGGGAAAGUGGACCACGUCUGUCAAAAUGUUCCCUGGAAUAUCUGGAGCCAUCAGACAUUAAUGCCACCCCUCCCAGCUUCUAAACUCUUGUCUUCAAUGCCAAAGAGUCUGCAGUCUGAUCAGAGUCUGGGAGCUACAGAUGCCUGUAGCAUUUAGUGUCCUUGCCAUGGCUGCCAGUGAAUUUAUAUAGUUUGGCAAAAGGGUGGGGGGCGGGGAGGGGGGAGGGAAGAGACUACUUUUUGUUGCUGUAAAUCAACUAUUUUCUUCCAAUAACGAGUUUGUGAUAGAUGCAGGGAUCUCCCUUCACCCCUUCCUCUUCUCCUUGUUUGCUUUUGGCAAUCAUGCUCAGUGACCUCACACUUUUGACCUCUUCGGUCUGCCCACCUAGCCAGUUUGGGGGUCGUGUUGAACAGGAAAAAUGAGGAUUCUCAGCAUGACCCCCAAACGUUGAAGGCCACAUAGUCUUGGGGACGGAUAGGUGAAGGGGGAAGAUGCUUUCUCCUAGGAGAGACUUUGAGAGUCAAUCCUUCCUAAUGGCUAAAAUAUCUGGACAGAUCUGAAGUGCAAUGGUGUCUGUGUUAAGUGUCUCCGGCUUUGUGUCUAAGACUGUGUGAAUCAGUAGUUAGUGACAGGCAAAGGAAACCGGAAGGCUUCUCUUUGUGGUUGUUGGAUAAUCUUUGGGACCAAAUAUAUUUAAUGGCAACAGACAGAAUCCUAGCGGUUAGAAUGGAGUGUGGGCAAGGAAGUGCUUCUUUAUUGUAACGUCCAAGCCUUUUGCUCUAUAAUUGGGGGAUGGGUUUAGUUAUUCUGCACAAUGACUAAGAGUAUAUUAAAGAAGAAGAAACUUAAUCUGCACAGAUUAUAUGUUGAAAGGCCUUUGUAUCUCUCUUGUUUAUAAGUAAUUAAGAAAAAUAAAGGUCUUUAUCACUGCCUUUCUAUGGGGACUGCGGUUAUAUAGAUAGUCUUUACUUUUCUACACUGUACACUGGUUGCUGGAUUUACCUGUAUACUUAACCACAUUGUAUAUGCUGCAUUUAGACUUCUGAGCAAAUGACAAAUUAAGAAGAAAAAAAAGAACCUAUACCAUACGGUUACUGCCCUCACCCUGGGAGUUUCCUGUUCCAAUUGCUGUCACAAAUAAAUUUGCAAACUUUUUUUAUAUAAUAAGUGCCUUAGCAUGUGCCUCAGCUGUGUCUCCACUACAGUCAGUAAUGGAUCACCGGUGCUCCUCUAACAAUAAAGAUUAUCCAUGUG